Penicillium brasilianum is the source of this 1253-nucleotide messenger RNA. The record is from the annotation of a GenBank genome assembly. Lineage: Eukaryota; Fungi; Ascomycota; Eurotiomycetes; Eurotiales; Aspergillaceae.
CUCAUCCCGUGCGGCAUUUAACGUCCGUACUGAUAUAAUAGCUAUAAAAGAUCGUUUAUCCAGGCCUAUCGAGCGACACGGCGGCGUAGGAACCUCUCAUAACUACCUACGUCAUCAUGUCCUACACUUCAUACUCGGAGGCGCGAAUGUCGCUGCAUUCCCCGGGCUUCAAACCCAAACCUCGCAAAUCGAUGCGCCCACCCGAGCGCCAAGUCGCCCUUCGAACGGAGUCCAUCGUUCCUGCCAAGACCACUCUCGUGCUCAAACCAAAUGGAAACGCCCAGUCCGUCGCAGCCUACAUCAUCACUACGGAAGAAGAAGAAGAGCCCGUCUACACGGUGUCCGGUCGCAAAUAUGGUGAUCGCGUCUGUCGCGAAUUCCACGACGCCUCGGGCUUACCCUUGUUCGAGCUCCAUACGAAGACCACACUUGGAAGACCGUAUUCGUGGUUUAUCACAAUGCCGGGCGGUGGUGAUAUCAAGAUCGCCGAGGGAGAGCCGCGAUGGGGGAACAAUAAAAAGAGUAUGAAGUUCUCAUUUCGGAAUAUGGCCCCGAAUGAUACAAAGCGCGACAGUGAUAAGGACAUGACCCUGCUGAUAUCGCCGUGUGGUGAUAUUAUGGCACGAUAUGAUAUUAUCGAUGGAGAUAGGAGGAUCGCUGGGGUUUAUGAGAGCAUUCACCAUAACGACACAUUGGCUCUGCUGCCCAAGUCACGGCGAAAGAGCCUUCGACCUGCUAUGGAUGUGGUGAUCGUGGCUGGUGUUGAUUCUUCCUUGGUAGCUGCAAUUGCGAUGAUCAUGUUUGAAUGGACUUAUGGGGCGGAGUAAACUCAAAGUAUAUGGGGGGAAAGGGAGCGUCUUGCGUUUGUUAUCUCCACUCUUCUUCCAAUCAUCUCUCCUUCUAUAUCAGUGGGGUACGGAUCAAUAUGGUUUUGGACUCUUGCGACUCACUGAUCAUUGAUGCUUCCCUUUCGUGGAUAUCUUUUCCUGUUAGCGAUCAAUGCAGCACGGCAAGCCGUCAGGCAGGUCUUCUGGGUGCCUCUGUUUUCCAACAGUUUGGAAAAGAAAUGCUAGGCACUUGACCCCGGAAGAUCACAACAUGCUCUCUUACGCUUUUGAAAGGACCGCGAACCUUGUAUGAUUCACUAGGAUUCACAAUUUAUAGCGGUCUUUCCACAGUCUGAUUUGUACAGCUUCGUUGUCGAACAAUCGAAAAUAUUUAUAUUCUUAUGAACGACAGAUUCUUAAUCACAA